GCUUUAUUGCUAAACAGCAAUCUCUUCCAGGCAACCUAUGGUGGAUGAGGAAUAAUAAUAUAGAUAAAUAUAGAAGGGUGCAAAAGUAAGAAUCCUUACAUAAAUAUUCAAGAGAAGCAAAGAAAUGGGAUGCUAAAUGAAUUUAAGAAACGGAAAGGAAAUAGCUUUUGACUUGAUCGCUAAAGGAUUAAGUGUACGAGCCUUUCUGAUUCCUUCAGGGAGAGAAUUCCACAGCCGAGCAGCGUGCACAGAAAAGGAAUAAGAAAAGAAGUCAAAAGAGUGACAGGGAAUUUCAAGAAGAAGGUUACAAGAGGAUCGCAGCGAGAACUGAGAAGAAGAGGAUAGAAAUAUUUGUAUAUUUUAGGCAUCGCUAUGAUGCCCUGCCCAAUAUUUGAAACGAUUCUAUGAAGACGUUAAUUUGAAUCGCAUUUCUUUGCGAAUGACAUAAGUAAACACAUAAAUAAAUGGGGAACGCUAAAAAGACUUUAAUAAUGUGUCAUCGAGAUAGAUUGAGUGACACGGAGCCACCGCGAGAAUUGGCCGGGUGCCACAGCUGUGUAGUGACAGGAGCCGAGUCGAGUCGUGACUCAGCGGUAUGUCACUAGGAACUCGCAGCGGCGGGCGCGGCGGCGGCGGCACGAUCGAUAGACACUGCACCCCUCCCCGCUUAGCCGUGCCCUGCACCCGGGCAACGCAGUCCCACCUCGCCUAGCGAAAAAACCCGAAAUAAACCAAACAACAACUCCAAAAAACCUAACAAAGCACAGUGCAUUACAACCAGCUAUUUAUUACUUAUACUUAUCGCAGUACUUAGUUCAAGGUCGGCGACGGUCGACGACCUCAUAACGUAAGAAGGAAACGUAGUAGUUUCGACCGGUGUUUUCGUGCAAAUUUUUUUUAUUUUUAAUUAUUACGCGCGCGGCAAGGCCGCCCGUGCUGUGCGCGGUGCAAAUGUCGGAGCUCGGGCAUUACGAAUGCGCGCGUGCUGUGAGCCAGUCCCGCGACCUAGGUUUCGCUAAUUGACUCAACUCACCUCGUGAUCUGGCGCGUGCGGCCAGGAUUGCAGCUAUGGCUUCCAAAGUGUUAGUGCCGACUGUUCCCUUUGCCAAAUUGCAAAUUAAAAAGUCACCGCCUGAACAGUCCGGGAGCGGUUUCGUCAUAGGAAGCGGCGAUGCCACGGCACGAGUGGCGCACCUGGAGCACAGCGUGCGGUUCCUGCAGGAGCAGCACAGGCAGAUGCUGAGCGGCUUGCACGCCGAGAUCGAAGCGCUCAGAGAGAGGAACAGAGAUCUGCAGUUCCAACUGAUAUUCAAUAAGGAAUCGACGCCUAAAACGACAACGCCUUCCCAAGAGGAAACCAAUGAGAACAGUGAGGAGGCCAACUUGAGACGGGAAGUGAGCCGGUUGGAACGUGAGGCAGCGGCCGCACGCAGCGAAGCUCGCGCUGCCGAGGCGCGAGCGCUGCAACUGCAGCGAGUGUUUGACGCGCAAGCUGAAAAGCUGCGCGAGCUGGAGUCGCGCACGUCCACAUGCUCGUGCGGCGCUCACGCUGCCGGUGGCACCGGCAUCACCGGCAUCACCGGCGCCGUGUCCCCGGGCGCGGCCGAGUCCGGCGCGGAGCUGCGCGCGCGCCUGCAGGAGGCGGAGCGGCUCGUGCGGCGCCUGCGCGCGGACGCGGACCGCCAGCGCAGAGAGGUACUGGCGGCGGCGGCGGGCGGCGCCGUCACUAACCUACUGUUUGACGGCGCGCACGCGAGGCACGCACACUUGCAGUGUAUGAAGAACUCGUUGCACGCCAGCCUGCGCGCGAGCGGGCUCGACGCCUACGGGUACCAGAACAACUACCACUUCCCUCCCGUACACACGCCCGAGUUCUGGCGGGAACCACUUAGAGAAGACUUCAACAUGGUGUCGUCUCGAGGACGAAGCACCAGACGGCCGCUUACGCUGCCCGAGCUGGCCGGCCAGCAGAUACACCGCUCCACCGUCUAUGCCAACAAUCAUACACGGUCGCGAGCGAACGGACACGAACACAAGACGAGAAAAGGACAAGGGCCCAGCGGGGAAGAUACUAAGAGUCCAGAAGAACAAACAGAAACUCACCGUUGUAGGCAUAAAUGCGCGAACGAAUUAACGAAAUCACCCCUCAGUCCGGUUUCGGACCAUAUUUCAAAGUACCCAGAGUUGAAAAUCGUGGUUACCAAACUGAUAUCACUAAGCGAGGCGCAUGCAGCGGGCGCGGGCGAGCGGCGCGCGAGGCGUGGCCAGGCGCGCCGCGCGCCCCCCGACCACACGUAAUGCGCGCCAACGCCAACACGCCAACACUCGCCCAACUAUUGUACUGUACACGCGGGAAACUAGAGCUAGCACUCGCUCCGGCUCCACGCUAAGCUGCCAAUGUUGGCUUACGUGUGGAUUGUACGCGAGCAUUGACACUAUACGCGCGGAAAACUAAGCCUGCUCCAUGCGUUGGCGAAUGUGCGGUUUGUACGCGAGCAUUACGCGUGGGAAACAGUGGCCAACACUCACGCCCGCUCCGCGCGUUGGUGCCGACGUUGGCUAAUGUGUGGAUUGCAGGCGAGCAUUACGCGCGGGAAACCGUUGCCAACACCCACGCCUUCUCCACGCGUUGGUGCCAACAUUAGCUAAUGUGUGGAUUUUACGCGGCAUUGGCGCUAUAUGCGCGGGAAAGUAGAGCCAUCACUCACGCCUGCUCCACGCGUUGGUACUAACGAUGGCGUAUGUGUGGAUUGUAUGCAAGCAUUGGCACUAUACGCGCGGGAACGUAGAGCCAAUACUCACGCUGGCUCCACGCGUUGGCGCCAACGUUGGCUUACGUGUGAACCAUAGACGAGCUUGGGCGCUAAAUUCCUUACGAACAAGUAUUAGAGCCAAUCGCUUGCCAACUCCACGCGUUGGUGCCAACAUUGAUACAAUAGAAAUGUAUCAAUAUCCUAAUAUUAACGCAGACGUCACACAAAAAUCGGUCUAACAAAAAUAAUCGUACACAUAUAUCGGUUUUAUAAAAACUUUAAUACCUAUUAAAAAUAAAACCAAAUUGAGAAUCUCCUUCGAAGUCAGUAAAAAAA
Molecule: messenger RNA, 3089 nt
Organism: Chilo suppressalis (striped riceborer)
Lineage: Eukaryota; Metazoa; Arthropoda; Insecta; Lepidoptera; Crambidae
Source: the annotation of a GenBank genome assembly